Drosophila subobscura is the source of this 835-nucleotide messenger RNA. Its product is annotated as extensin-3. The record is from RefSeq and is a predicted model, not a curated record. NCBI's taxonomy places the organism in Eukaryota, Metazoa, Arthropoda, Insecta, Diptera, Drosophilidae. The transcript has a single exon. Bases 4 to 801 code for a protein of 265 amino acids.
UGUAUGCAACUCGCGCGGCGCCUGCAAUGUGCGGGGAUUCGGCUCGGAACGCGUAACGGCGAUUGGGAAGCCAUCGAAAAUAUUAUGCAAAGAGACCCGAAGGGGGUUAUGAAAACGCUGUCCGCCAUCUGGGGGGAAGCUUCACUCAUAUAUAAUGCUCGAUUGACCUGCCACAAUAGAGUCAUUCGUGAACAAACCGUCGACGAGAUCAGCAUGAACACCCAGAUAAUCCUACUCUGCCUGGCCGCCAGCCUGGCCCUGGCUUUGGCGCGUCCGGAGCCGCCCAGGUCCCGCUACGGACCUCCAGCACCGCAACAGGAAUACGGUCCACCGCCACCAGCCCAACCCUUGCCAGCGUAUGGCCCCCCUGCUGCCUUCUACGGCCCACCCGCUGCCCCCGCCGCCGAGGCAAUUGUCACCAAAAACGUGUACGUGCAUGUGCCGCCAGAGGAGCCAGAGUACCACCCCGCAGCCGCACCCAUCCAGACGGCAGUGCCCAAGAAGCACUACAAGAUCAUCUUCAUCAAGGCGCCCAGUCCACCCACGCCAGUGCGCCAGGUGCUGCCGCCACCCGUCCAGGACGAGCACAAGACUCUGGUGUAUGUGCUGGUGAAGAAGCCCGAGGAGCAGCUGCCCGUCAUUCUGCCCUCGCCAGCACCCACCGAGCCCAGCAAGCCCGAGGUCUACUUCAUCAAGUACAAGCAGCAGCAGCAAAAGCCCGCGCCCCAAUACGGACCGCCCGCCGCACCCGCCGAGGAGUACGGCGCCCCACCAGCACCCCGUGGCCUGGAGCAGUUCUAGAGUUAGGUUGCAAAGUCGCGUCCCAAAAAUGUAA